Molecule: messenger RNA, 404 nt
Organism: Acromyrmex echinatior (Panamanian leafcutter ant)
Lineage: Eukaryota; Metazoa; Arthropoda; Insecta; Hymenoptera; Formicidae
Product: cytochrome P450 4C1
Molecular function (GO): oxidoreductase activity, acting on paired donors, with incorporation or reduction of molecular oxygen; monooxygenase activity; iron ion binding
Source: RefSeq, a predicted model, not a curated record
UUGACAGUGAUAUAUCAGUAGAAGAAGAUGAUGUAAAAUUGAUUGGAACGCAAAGGAAGCAGCUUGCAAUGUUGGAUCUUCUCAUAGCGGCAUAUCGUGAAGGUGUCAUGACUGAUUUAGAGAUUAGACAGGAAGUUGACACUGUUAUGACUGCGGGUCAUGAUACUACAGCGUCAAGUUUAAGUUUCAUUUUGGCAUUAUUAGCUGAACACAAGGACAUUCAGGAUCGUGUCAGAAACGAAGUCGAUAUUGUUAUGCAAGAGAAUGAAAAUAAAUUAACUAUGAAAUUUUUGCAUCAACUAUCAUAUUUAGAAAGAUGCAUAAAAGAAGCUUUGCGCUUGCAUAGUGUCGCAUUGUUUAUAUCACGCGUAUGUGGAGAAGAUGUAAAAUUACGUACGUAUUAA